AUGAAAGAGAGGAAGGAUAUCAUGAUGAGAAUACAGGAACUUAUUAAAAACUUCGAUAUGAAGGUAGAUGACACUAUUGAAAUGCACAUUCUGCAGCAGAUUGAGGCCUGUAUAAAUCCAGAUAAAUUGCUUAAUCCUAGUAGAAUUAAGGUUGUGGUAAAGAGAAACGAGACUGAGGACGUGGAAGAGUUCAAAAGAAGUGGACGCUGUCCUUUGACUCAGGCUGAGAUAGAAGACGAAUAUGCUUCUACUUGUGGCCAUAGAUUUGAAAGAAAGGCCAUUAUGGAUGAAAUAAGAAGAAGUAGUAAAACAUGCCCAGUUAUUGGUUGUGGGAAGCAACUUAGUGAAAAGAAGAAUUGA
Molecule: messenger RNA, 360 nt
Organism: Enterospora canceri
Lineage: Eukaryota; Fungi; Microsporidia; Enterocytozoonidae
Source: the annotation of a GenBank genome assembly